GCUUUUUUUUUUUUGGGGGUGUAAAAGUAGCAUCUUUGCAAAAAACGCAUCUUUUUCAACAAACGCAUCUUUUUUUCUCUUGAAGAAACGAAAGAGCAGCCUUCGUUCGAGAUCGCCUCUUCUUCGGCUUCUCCCUCUUCUGUCCGCCGCCCUUUUCUUUCCUGCCGCCGAAAGUUAACCCCCGAAAAAAAAAAGGAAAAAAAAAAAAAAUGGGCGUGACGAAGGAAGACGUGGAAGCCGCCCUCAACUCCGCCCUCAGCCCUUCCCAUCUCGAGGUGAUCGAUACUUCCGGAGGGUGCGGGGCGAGCUUUGAUAUCGAGAUCGUGUCGGAGAAAUUCGAAGGGAAGAGGCUGCUGGACCGGCAUCGGAUGGUGAAUAAUGCGUUAGCCGAGCAGAUGAAGCACAUCCACGCCCUCUCCAUCAAGAAGGCCCUCACCCCGGUACAGUGGAAGCCCAAAGAGGAACAAGAGGCCCGCAAAGAGUAACACAAAAAGAAUGCGAGGCCUCCCUUGAACAUUCGUUCAUUUGCAUACUGCUCUUCGAACUUUGAAAAGUUAAAAUCGAACUUUACAAAUCUUGUAGUUGUAUCAAUCAACCGUCCUGAUUUCUGUUAAUUUUUCCUUAAUAAUCAUCAAUUACACGAAAGCCAGAUGACUCGAAUAUACCUGUCGUACUGAAUGCUUGGCUUUUAUGCGAUCGAAGAUUGUUAAGAAAGGUUACUAUUAAUUUCCAGACGAGGUGGUCGAUUGAAAGAAUUAUGAAAUUUACGUUGUUUAUUUUUAACUUUUUAUUGUUCGGGAGGCAAUCUCUAAAUGUGCUAAUGUUCAGCAAGUCUCGCAUAUUUUUCCUAAGAUUAAUCAUCUCCAAGCUCUAAAAUGGAAAGGAAAUCUCUAAUUCCAUUUACUUAUCUAAGUUGUUCCCUUAUAACUGUCUGAUAAAAUGACUCAGGUCGUUUGUUUUGGUGCUUUGAGCUGGAAUAAUAUGUUGUUUGCCAUAUUUGGAUUAUGGGGAUUCAUAACACAGAUUCUUGUUGAUAAGUAGUUGAUUGAGCUUUGAAAGGGUUUGGAAUUA
Ananas comosus (pineapple) is the source of this 1071-nucleotide messenger RNA. RefSeq names its product protein BOLA2. The record is from RefSeq and is a predicted model, not a curated record. Gene Ontology annotation, molecular function: 2 iron, 2 sulfur cluster binding. Gene Ontology annotation, cellular component: cytosol; nucleus. NCBI's taxonomy places the organism in Eukaryota, Viridiplantae, Streptophyta, Magnoliopsida, Poales, Bromeliaceae. Gene Ontology annotation, biological process: intracellular iron ion homeostasis. The transcript has 3 exons. The coding region runs from base 210 to 485 and encodes 91 amino acids.